Messenger RNA from Carcharodon carcharias (great white shark), 1240 nucleotides. Its product is annotated as E3 ubiquitin-protein ligase TRIM21-like. NCBI's taxonomy places the organism in Eukaryota, Metazoa, Chordata, Chondrichthyes, Lamniformes, Lamnidae. The transcript has 6 exons. Gene Ontology annotation, molecular function: protein binding. Bases 101 to 1240 code for a protein of 379 amino acids. The record is from RefSeq and is a predicted model, not a curated record.
AGCACGGUGUUUAAAAACCAUCUUCUUGUAGAUGCCACUGCAGACGUGUCCCGGUGGAAAUGCACAGAGCACCAGGAGCUGCUGAAGAUUUACUGCAAGGAUGAUCAAGUGUGUCUGCACACUCUGCACUCUGAUCGGUAAACACAAGGACCACCGCUGUGGCAGCAUCAGUGAAGGGGAGAAGGAACUGAGGAAUCACUUACAACAUCAGCUCCAGAAGAUCCGAAAUAAUAUUGAAGCUACUCAAUUAGCUCUGAGUGAUCUUCACAAAGAGAAGAAGAAUGCACAGAGCAUGAAAAAAAUUGUACAGAUGAAAAUUAAGGCAAAAUAUGAGACACUGAGGAAGCACAUUGACAAGGAGGAGAGGAGAAUUCUGCAAUACCUGGAGAGUGAACAGAGUCAUCUGACAACAGAGAUUGAUGUCAUGAUCUGUGAGCUGGAAAAGAAAGUGAAAGAUUUUGAAAAGUCUUUUUCUGAUCUCAGUGACCUUCUGAAGCACAAUGAAGAUCUUUUGUUUAUACAGGGGCUUAACUCAAUGGCAGACAGGAUGAAGGAUGCAUCUGAACCAUUCAAAGUACAGGCUCCCAUCUCUGAUGUGGAUAUAUCUAUUGUGGAAAGGCUGGUAGAUUGGGUCCAGGAGCAGUAUGUGGCAGCAUCCCAGCCAACCCUGGGCAGGAACUUCCUGGUCAGUAUGUACGGACAGUCACCAACUCUGGAUCCUCACACAGCAUUUCCUCACCUUGUUCUGGCUGACAGUAACCGGUCUGUAUCAGGAUCAAAAUGUCAGCAACCUUACCCUGAUAGCCCAAAGAGGUUCAACUACUGGUGGCAGAUUCUGUGUACUGAGAGAUUGAGCUAUGGCCGCUGCUAUUGGGAAGUGGAGGUUGGAGGAAAUCGCCGUCGGUGGGAUAUUGGGAUGUGUUAUGACAGCCUGAGCCGGAAAGGCAUGGGUAAAGAAUGUUCACUAGGACAGAACAAGGAGUCAUGGUGUCUGUACUCAGAGCCAGGGAGCCUUGCAGCCUUGCAUGAUAACAAUGCUACUAAACUAACGGUUCAGAUGCCCACCAGAGUGGGAGUCUACGUGGACUUUGAUGCUGGAAUAAUCUCAUUUUACAGUGUGUCUGACAAGAAACUAACCCUGUUACACAACUUCCAGGAGCAAACAUUCACUAAGCCCCUCUACCCAGCUCUGGGAGUGGCUGAUUUCACAACAUCCCUGGCACUGUGCAGUCUAAAGUGA